This is a messenger RNA of Acinonyx jubatus (cheetah), 6134 nucleotides long. RefSeq names its product leucine rich repeat containing 27 (gene LRRC27). Gene Ontology annotation, molecular function: protein binding. The record is from RefSeq and is a predicted model, not a curated record. Bases 958 to 2646 code for a protein of 562 amino acids. The transcript has 10 exons. NCBI's taxonomy places the organism in Eukaryota, Metazoa, Chordata, Mammalia, Carnivora, Felidae.
GCCUCUGCCUGGUAGACAUGAAUGGCUUUUACUUGGAGGCCUCACCUGAGGAGAGAGAUUCCAGAAUGAGACAGAAGAGGGUCUCAUGUGCGGCUCAGCACAGAGUGAGAAACUGAGGUACGGGGACGAGCCAAUGCAAAUACCUCGUGGAGUUGGACCGUGAUAUCCAUCCUGUCUCCCCAGAGGCUCUUAAGCACCAAAGAGCUGGUGGUAGAAACCACUGCCCAUAACACCCUUGGCCUCACGUAAAACACCGCGCCCACAGACCCCCACACAACAUCGAGUCAGUUGACCACUGUUUCUCAGCCCUCUCUGCUGACGUUACCCGUGGACUUUGCCCUGUGCCCACUGUCUUCGCCAGGCCCGUGCCAGCUGGUAAUCCAGGGAGCGCUGUCUCACCCCCCGUGAUUUCUAGAACAAGCUUCGGUCAGAACACAGUUUUGACGUGAGUGGGGCUCCUGCUGCCUGGUACUCCUGUAAUUUCCUUAAAUCUCAUUCGUCUCCAUCUGGAACGCGAGAGUGAGCAUAUUGCUGUGGGUUAUUGCAAGACCUGGACCGCAGUGUCCACAGCAUGGUACACGCCAGACACGCUGCACCGUUGCGGUGUGGACUGACCUUUGGGAGUGCUUUUACAAAGCUGCAGGCCCUAAUCGUAAGUGGCUGCUCGAGGACUAAAUCCUCUGCUGCACGUGACAUGCCCUGGUUUUGCUGCCCAGGCCGCCACCGGCCUUGCCGUCCCUCCCCGAGCACCCACCUCUUGGAGUGAAUUCCUGGGUCGUCAGGGCUGCUGUGUGCCCUCUGCGUGGGCACACGCUCCCAGCUGGCAGUCCGGACCCUGAUGGUGCCAUGAGACUGUGUUACCUCUGUGCAUAAAGGAAGAAGGAGCCUGCUUUUCAAGCUUAAUAAAGAAGCAUCAUAACUGCUUAUGCCCUUCGGAAAACAGAGACGUGAAUAGAGAUGUUAUCGCCAUGGCAACCAAUCACUGAAGGAGGCAGCCGCUCGGCGCCGUGGCCUUCGAGGGGUUAUGGGUACACGUGCUGGCGAAACAGCCAUCACCGGAGUCGCCGCGAGCACGUCCACCGCUUUCACGGCCACAUGCGGUCCUGGAGCGCGGGAGGGCCCAGUUUCCCCGGGUCUCGCCGGCCCGGGAGGGAGGGUGGGCUCCUGCCAGGGUGCAGUCACCUGGCUGUUCCCUCCAGCCACUGUGGUUUUGGAGUCGGGCACUUAGAAGCAGCUUGCCCUGAGACGGCGGGCCUGGGGGGCUUGGCGCCCACGCUGCAGCCUCGCGUCGAGCAACUGCAUCUUCAAAGAAACGCCCUCUGCGAGAUUCCCGCAGACUUCUUCCAGUCGCUGCCAAACCUCGCGUGGCUGGACGUCCGCUACAACAGCAUCAGAGCUCUUCCUUCUGGGAUCGGGUCUCACAAGCAUUUGAAAACUUUGCUUUUAGAAAGAAAUCCUAUCAAAAUGUUACCUGUGGAGCUGGGGAACGUGACCACACUGAGAGCCUUGAACCUGAGACACUGCCCCCUGGAGUUCCCCGCCCCCCUCGUCGUGCAGAAGGGACUGGGUGCCAUCCUGGCCUUCCUGCAGGCCUGCGCCAUGCAGCGGCCUCCUCCCCGAGGGUCAGCUUCUCCAGAGCGUGUGGCCGACAAAGACGCUGUUAAUUCUCAGGAUCGGAGGGGGAGGUUAAAAGAAAAGGCAGACUCUCUCCCUCCUGUUGAAAAGCUAGGCCUGAGUGAGCUGGGCAAGUCCACUGCCUCCCCAGAAGACUGGCCGGGCGAGGAGGAAAUCAGGCGCUUUUGGAGGCCGAGGCAGGAGAUUGUCGAGAAGGAGCAGCGGGAGGCAGUGCUUGCAAAGCAGCUCUUACCGGCAGAGUUAGCUGCAAACCUCAAGGCGGCCCUGAACACGAAGGAGAAAGAACGUUCCGGCUCCAGACACGCUCUCAGCGCGUGCCGUCCGCGGGGGAGUGUUCACCGCGGGGUCUGUGACAGUAGAAGGAAGAUGUCCUCCCUCAGGAGCAUCCUGCCGGCCCUGGCGCCAUGGCAGCGAGUGGGGCUUCCCUCCAGGAGAGCGGAGGACAGCAGGGCCUUGGCCCCCAGGGAGCAGCGCGUAAGAGACGAAGGAGCGCCGCGGGAGUGGCGGGAGCGAGCCCGGACCCGGAGGACAGCGGAGGCGGCCCUGGGCAAGCCCCUGCCUCCCCAGCGGAGUCUGGUACAAGGACGCCAGCGGGAGGGGUCUCAUCCCGUCCGGGGGCCACGGUGCCCGCUGCAGAGGUGGAGCCUGCGGCCCGCUGACAGACCUAUUUCCUCUCAUGUGGUGUCAAAGAUUCCCUGUGCCGUGGAUUUGGCAGACAAUGAGAAAAUGCCAGUGAAUCCACCCGGAAACGUGAGGCAAAGCAAAGAGAAGUCCUCGCAAACAAGUGAAGAAAUGAGGGCCUUCCGAGAGGAGCUCUGGGAAGAAAACCUAAAGCAGCACAUUCAGAAAACGCACGAGGGAAGAAAAAGAUUUCAAGGCACAGCGCCACUCAAGGAAAUGAGUCCGGCUGCCUGGGACUUGGAGAUUAAAAUAGAAGUGGAGGGGAAACAUCGUAAUUCAUCCUAUGAGGCCAGCAUUACCCUAAUACCAGAACAAAGACGUCACGUGUGAGGAAAACUACAGGCCGGUGUCUCCCCUGAACACAGAUGCGAAAAUCCUCAACAAAAUAUUAGCAAAGCAACCCUAACAAUGUAGAAAAAGAAUUAUACACCAUGACUAAGUGGAGUUUGUCCCAGGUGCACGGGGCUGGUUCCACAUUCAAAACCCAUUUUAUGUAACGCAUCGUCACCUUGUGGCCAAAGAAGGAAAAUCACACGAUCGUAUCAUUUGGUGCAGGAACAGCAUUUAACAGAAUCCAGCACCUGUUUGUGGUAACUGCUUGUAGCAAACUAGGCACAAGUGGAACUUCCUUGACUUGAUAAAGAGCAGCUACAGAAACUACGGCGAACAUCGUACUUCAUGGUGAGAAACUAGAAACUACUUUUCCCCUGAAGGUCGGGAACAAGACCAUUUCUCUCCAGCAUCACAUGGGAAGUCCUAGCUACUGCAACAAGACAAGAAAGGAAAAUGAGGUAGAUUAAGAAGGAAGAGUUAAGACUAUCUUUGUUUCUGGAUAACUUGGUUGGCUGUGUAGAAAAUCCCAAAGAAUUGAGCAAAAUCUCCUGGAACUAAUCAGUGAUUAUGGCAAGGUUGCAGGAUCCAAGGUUAAGAUGUAAAAGUUAGUCACUUACUAUAUACCAUCAGCAAACAAGUGAGAUUUUAAAUUAAGAACAUUCACAUUAGCACCCAAAAAAUGGUGCUAGGUACGAAUCUAACAAAAUAUGUACAAGAUCUGUGUGAGGAAAACAACAAAACUGAUGAGUCAACUCAAACAAGAACUAAAGGGGUGGAGAGGAAUCCCAUGUUCAUGGAUGGGAAGGCUCAAUAUCGUCAAGAUGGCGGUUCUUCCCAAGUUGAUGAAGAAGACAUUCAGCAGAAUCCCAAUCAAAAUCCCAGCAAGUUAUUUCGUGGAUAUCGACAACCCGCUGCUAACGUUUGUAUGGAGAGGAGACAAAGGCCCAGAAUCGCCCACACAACACUGAAGGAGAACAAGGUUGUAGGACUGAUACUACCCGACCUGCAGACUCAUGGUAAAGUCACAGUAAUCAAGACGGCGUGGGGUUGGUGGAACGGUAGACAGAUGGGUCAGUGGAUCAGAGGAAGACCCACAUAAGUACAGUCGACUGAUACCCGACGAAGGAGCGAAGGUAACACAGCAGAGCAAAGAUGGCGUCUUCAACAGAUGGUGUUGGAACCGCUGGGCGUCCACGUGCAAAAUAGCGAAUCUAGACCCAGACCUUACGCCUCCCCGAAAGUGAACCGAAAGUGGGUCACAGAACUAAAUGUAAAAUGCAAAACUGCAAAACUUGUAGAAAAUGACGUAGAAAAUGUGGGUGACCUUGGGUUGGCGGGGAAUUUUGAAAUAGAACAUCAAAGGCACCACAAAAAAAAUGAUAAUGACUUCAUUAAGAUUUAAAAAUUUGUCUCUGCAAAAGAUACUGUCAAAAGAAUAAGAUGCCAGGGGCACCUGGGUGGCUCAGUCAGUUAAGUGUCCGACUUUGGCUCAGGUCAUGAUCUCAUGGCUCAUGAAUUCAAGCCCCACAUAGAGCUCUGUGCUGACAGCUCAGAUCCUGGAGCCUGCUUCAGAUUCUGUGUCUCCCUCUCUCUCUGCCCCUCCCCACCUUGCACUCUGUCUCUGUCUCUCUCAAAAAUAAACAUUAAAAUAGGGUCGCUUGGGUGGUUCACUCAGUUGAGUGUCCAACUUCGGCUUAGGUCAUGAUCUCGCAGUCUGUGAGUUCAAGCCCCAUGUCGGGCUCUGUGCUGACAGUUCAGAGCCCGGAACCUGCUUCGGAUUCUGUGUGUCCCUCUCUCUCUGCCCCUCCCCCACUCACGCUCUGUCUCAAAAACAAACAAACAUUUUUUUAAAAGUUAAAAAAAAAAAUAAGAUGCCAAAGACUGGGAGAAAAUAGUUGCAAAAGACACAUCUACUAAAGGACUGCUUAUCCAAAAUAUAGAGAGAAAACAACCCAAUUAAAAAGCGAGCCACAGAUCUGAACAGACACUUCACCGAAGAAGAUAUAUAGAUGUUAAGUAAGCAUAUGAAAAGAUGCUCAGUAUUGUAUGUCAUUAGGAAAUUGCAAAUUAGAACAGAGAGGUACCACACACACCUAUUAGAAUGGUUAUAAUCCAGUCACGGACGACACCAGAUGCUGGUGAGGAUGUGGGGCAGCGGGAACUCUCGUUCAUGCCGUGGGGACGCCAGACGGCACAGCCACUUUGCAAGACAGUUUGGUGAUUUACUACAAAAUUGAAUGUACUCUGAACUUGAGGUCCAGCAAUCGUGCCCCUAGGCAUUUUCCCAAGAGUUCAAAACUUAAGUCCAGACCAGAACUUGCUCACAGAUGUUCAUAGCAGCUUCACUCAUAGUUACCAAAACUUGGGAGCAACCACGAUGUCCUUCUGUCGGUGAGCGGAUAAAUAAACCGUGGUCCCUCCAGACCGUGGAGUACCAUUUGGCCCCAAAAAGGAACGAGCUGUCACAUCAUGACUAGACCUGAGGGAGCCUCACAUGCAUAUCACUAAGUGAAAGAGCCCAUCUGAAAAGGCUGCAACCGUAUGACGUUCUGGAAGAGAGAAAACUCUGUGCACAGUAGGAGCCUCUGUGGCUGCAGGGCUGGGGGACAGAGAGAUGAGCAGGCAGAGCACGGGGGAUGUUUAGGGUGGUGCCAGCUCUGUGACAGCACAGCGACGGACACCUGUCAUUAUACAUCUGUCUGGGCCGGCAGAACGCACACCAGGAGUGAGCCCUGCCGUAAACCACGGCCCCUGGGUGAUGAUGAUGUGUGAGAGGCAGGUCACGGAGUGUAACGCGUCCCGUCUGGUCUAACAGGAAGCUGAAACCUGCAAAGGGCCAGGAGAGAACACAGUGGCCUCACCACCGGGGGGUGGGGGGGCAGCAAGGAAUUCUGUCCUCAGACUGGCAGGCCAGGUGCCCACGGACAGAGGCAUUCCCACGCAAGGUCUCACCGCGUUCCUUUCUGCGCUGCCUUUCUCUGGAAGCUACUGCAGAGUGCAUCCUUCCAAAUCAAGUCAGCAGAACGGGAAAGGAGUGAGUGUUCCAGAAAAAAGGAAGCUGACCCAAAAGAGAGCCCAGGAGCCGCCCCCCCACCCCCACCCCAGGCUGUCGGCUGUGCAGGCCGCCAGCCUGGAGCUCAGGGAGGAGCCCCGAGGGUCUCUCCAGGGCAGACAGAUCGCUGAGCAUUUGACCAAGGGGACAGGAUGUCGAGAGGUUCCCGGACAAGUGUGUCGAAAACAAAGCAAAUCUUUCUGAAGGAGCGGUUAGUAAUUGCACGACGAACGUAGACUUCUGCAGGGAAGAAAGCAGGCAGCACGGCCGGGGCGGCACAGGUCCGCUCGUAGGCGGGUCUUUGACAGUACGUGCUGUAACUUGUCCUUGUGGUUUCCUCAGUGACGUCGUCUUCUCUCUAGCUGACUGUCGUAAGAUGACGUCUGGAACACACACCACAUACAAAGUAGCUGUUAAUCAACGGUGUGUGUUA